Messenger RNA from Fraxinus pennsylvanica, 1101 nucleotides. NCBI's taxonomy places the organism in Eukaryota, Viridiplantae, Streptophyta, Magnoliopsida, Lamiales, Oleaceae. The record is from the annotation of a GenBank genome assembly.
AUGUCUAGCUCAUUUAGUUUUGCAAGUUUUGCUAUUUCCCUAAUAGGGUUGAUGGCAAUGGUGGUGCCACCAGUCGAGGGUGCACGUGCUUUCUUUGUUUUUGGAGACUCACUGGUGGAUAAUGGCAAUAACAACUACUUGGCAACCACUGCACGGGCAGAUUCUCCUCCUUAUGGCAUUGAUUAUCCGACUCACCGUCCCACCGGCCGGUUUUCAAAUGGUUACAACAUUCCUGAUCUCAUCAGUCAAAAGCUUGGUGCUGAAUCUACAUUGCCAUACUUGAGCCCAGAGUUAACUGGGGAAAAACUACUGGUUGGAGCAAACUUUGCCUCGGCUGGAAUUGGCAUUCUCAAUGACACUGGAAUUCAGUUCGCAAACAUAAUAAGAAUAUCUCAGCAACUGGAAUUCUUCGGAGAGUACCAGCAACGAGUGAGCGCGCUCAUUGGAGAAGAACAGGCACAGAAACUUGUAAACAAGGCACUUGUUCUAAUAACACUUGGUGGGAAUGAUUUCGUGAACAAUUAUUUCUUAUUGCCUAUUACUGCUAGAAGACUUCAGUAUAAUCUCGAAGAUUUCUCCCGUUAUCUAAUUGUCGAAUACAGGAAAAUUUUGAUGAGGCUAUAUGAAUUGGGAGCCAGAAGGGUUCUUGUAACCGGCAGUGGACCAUUAGGUUGCGUGCCUUCUCAGUUGGCGACGAGGAGCACAAAUGGCCAAUGCGCAGAGGAGCCUCAACGCGCAUCAGCAAUAUUCAACCCCCUUCUUGUCGAAAUGAUUAAAGGACUAGAUCAAGAGCUUGGAUCAGACAUAUUUGUUGCUGCCAACGCGGUACAGAUGCAGAAUAACUUCAUCAGCAAUCCCCAAGGCUUCGGUUUUGUCACAGCAAAGAUGGCAUGUUGUGGACAAGGACCGAAUAAUGGGGUAGGAGUUUGCACCCCUGAAUCAAAUUUAUGCCCGAAUAGAGAAGUAUACGCGUUUUGGGAUCCAUUCCAUCCAACAGAAAGGGCAAACAAGAUUAUUGUUUCAACGCUCUUCACUGGUUCAGAAGAGUACAUGACCCCAAUGAACUUGAGCACCAUCAUGGCACUGGAUUCCAUGACAUAA